This is a messenger RNA of Dinoponera quadriceps, 1852 nucleotides long. Its product is annotated as protein phosphatase 1L. The record is from RefSeq and is a predicted model, not a curated record. The transcript has 8 exons. Lineage: Eukaryota; Metazoa; Arthropoda; Insecta; Hymenoptera; Formicidae. Gene Ontology annotation, molecular function: cation binding; protein serine/threonine phosphatase activity. Gene Ontology annotation, biological process: protein dephosphorylation. The coding region runs from base 131 to 1588 and encodes 485 amino acids.
UCUGGUUACGUAUGACGAAAGUCAACUGAGUCGGAAAGAGCUGCUCACAACUGGAUUAGAAAAUAAUUCCAACAAGUACGUUGCGGAUAAUUGUUAACACAAGGACAAUUUGACGACCUCUUAAAAUAUUAUGGACGACGAUUUUGAAGAUAGGAUUUUAUAUCAGGCAUAUGUAUCACAUAUGAAGCUUGUAUCCAAGUUUGCUGUAGCUAUUCCCACUGGAUCAAGUGUCUGGUUUAACACUUCACUAAGUUACUUCUGUAAGAUUAUACGAGUCUAUGCUUUAAGGCCAGAAGUGCUAAUCGGUGGUAUAGUUCUACUGAUUAUUCUAUUGUACGUACAAGUUGUGGAUGUGUGGAGUAGAUCAUUCCUGGAUGGAAUUCAUUAUACUCUGGGGCGCACAACAUCUAAGGUGUCUAAGCUGCAAUUUUAUGUUAAUGACUCUGUGAAUAAUGGAGUGAAACUUAGUUGGGAGUUAAAACAAGAUUACAUUGCAGCAUAUGCUGUGCAAGGGCACAGAGCUCGGAUGGAAGAUCGCUUUGUAGUGAACGAGGAUAUGAACAACACUGGAGUUUCUUUGUUUGCAGUGUUCGAUGGCCAUGGUGGAGAGUUUGCAGCCAACUAUGCCCGAGAUAAACUUAUUCCUAACAUAAGCCAAAAAGUUCUUGAAUUAAAAAAUAUGUUGGCUGGCAAAGCAUGCAAAACUGAUUAUCAAGGCAAACCGAAUGAAGUAGAAAAAACAGAGGAUAUUGAUAAAAAAGAUGAAAAAUCGUUGGAGCGGAGAAAAUCCUUUCGAAAAACUGUGAGCACUUCUUUGACGGACGAUUAUAUGAAAGAAUCUAUUAAAUUAUCUGAUCCAGAACUGCUUGAUAAAUUGGAGAGCAUAUCACCGAUUACAAGAGAGGCUAGACCAUGCAGAAUGGAUGCAAAACAAAUGCCCAAAGUGGACAUGAUAAGCUAUAUUGAAGGAAACAAAAUAAAUUAUGCUAAACUUCUAACUGAUGAAAUUCUGACAGUCGACAAAUUAUUAGUGGAAGCUGCUAAGAAGAACAUGGAUGUGGCCGGCACAACUGCUUUGAUUGCUCUAUUGGAAGAUAAUAAGCUAAUCGUAGCAAAUGUUGGAGAUUCCAGAGGAAUCAUGUGUGAUGGGAAAGGCAAUGCUAUUCCUUUGUCUUUCGAUCACAAACCUCAACAAGAAAGAGAAAAGAGGAGAAUAAACAAAGCCGGUGGUUUGGUGACAUUUAACGGCGUGUGGAGAGUUGCCGGUAUAUUAGCCACUUCACGCGCUCUUGGGGAUUAUCCUUUGAAGGAUAAAAAACUAGUGAUUGCUGAUCCGGAUAUUCUAACGUUUGAUUUGGAUGAUCACAAACCUAUGUUCAUAAUAUUGGCAUCCGAUGGACUGUGGGACACGUUUUCCAACGAAGAAGCUGUAGCUUUCAUUAAAGAACGUAUAAAUGAGCCAUAUUUUGGCGCAAAAAGUAUUGCACUGCAAAGUUUUUACAGAGGAUCCGCAGAUAAUAUUACAGUCGUCGUGAUUAAUAUGAAGGACCGCAAAUACAAUGCAUCGGAGCCAAAAGUGGACAAAUGAUGAUCGCACAUAUUUUCUGUUUUAAUCUCACGUUUUCAAGAAGACCCAGUUACUAAACUAAUCUGACCCGCUGCUAUUCUAAUGAACUGGCAUCGUAUGUGUUUAUCUCGUGUUUAUAAUAUUUAUCUCGAUGUGAGAGAAUGAUUUUGAUAAUAGUUAAAAAUAAUAUUUAUGUAAUGUUAUUUAAAAUUAAUGCGGAAAAAUCUAGAUUUUUCAUGUAUUGUUUGUUAUGUUUAUGAGCAAAAUAAAGUAGUUUGAAAUACA